CCCUUUAUCAGACAUUGACUCCCUCCCAGCCCAGCCUGUCCCGGAGUAAGGUGGAGGGGGGAAGAGAGCUGGCUGCGCUGUUCCUCUAGCCCGGGAGAGCCAGGAAGAGCUAGGCGCUACCUGCCGCGCUGUGUCUCAGAAUCAAACCCUACAGCAGCCCGUUACCCCCGGGGGGGCGAAUGGCAGAGGAUAAGCGGAUGGAGCUCUUUGUGAAGGCUGGCAGCGAUGGACAGAGCAUUGGGAACUGCCCUUUCUCACAGCGACUCUUCAUGGUUCUCUGGCUGAAAGGGGUCACCUUCAAUGUCACCACGGUCGAUAUGAGGAGGAAGUUUGAGAACAAGUUCCUGGAGGAUCUGGCCCCUGGCACCCAGCCCCCAUUCCUGCUGUAUGACAACGAGGUGAAGACAGACACCAACAAGAUCGAGGAGUUCCUGGAAGAGAACCUCUGCCCUCCCAAGUACCCACGCCUGGCAGCGCGGAACCCAGAGUCCAACACCGCGGGCAGCAACAUCUUCUCAAAGUUCUCAGCCUUCAUCAAGAACCCCAACCCUGCCCAGAAUGACAUGCUGGAGAAGGGCCUGGUGAAAUCGUUGAUGUCCCUCGACAUGUACCUGAACACCCCGCUCCCGGAGGAAGUCGAUGAGAACAGUGUGGAGGAGCAGACCACUUCCACCAGGAGGUUCCUGGAUGGCAAUGAGCUGACCCUGGCCGACUGCAAUCUCUUACCCAAACUGCACAUCGUCCAGGUGGUUUGUCGGAAAUACCGAGCGUUCGAGAUUCCUCAGCAGUUCACCGGAAUUUGGAGAUACCUGAAGAAUGCUUAUGAAUGUGAAGAGUUUGCCCACACUUGCCCGAAGGACGAGGAGAUAGAACUCGCUUAUGCUUCGGUAGCCAAGCCCCUGAAGUGAGGACAGCGCUCGGGGUCUUCCCCCAGGGAAAUGCUGCAGGUCCACUGAACGAGUGAUGCCACAUUGUGCCAAACCCGGGCCUGUUCCAGUAGAUCCUUUCCCUUUUUUUAUUAUUCUCACUGUCCCAGAACUGUUUCCCCUCCACCCCAGAGCUCGGUUUUCUCCCUCUCUCCCUCUCUCUCUCUCUCUCUCUCUCUCUCUGCUUCCCUGAAAUCAGGUUUUGUUUGGGGGCUUCUUUGUUUUUUGGCCCAGAAUAAAUAAGAACUAUAUUUA
Molecule: messenger RNA, 1181 nt
Organism: Stegostoma tigrinum
Lineage: Eukaryota; Metazoa; Chordata; Chondrichthyes; Orectolobiformes; Stegostomatidae
Gene: clic1
Product: chloride intracellular channel 1
Exons: 6
Coding region: 180-908 (242 amino acids)
Source: RefSeq, a predicted model, not a curated record